AUGAGUUCUGCAAUAGUCAGGAAAAGAAAAUACAUAUUUAUUAAAGAUGAUUCAUUUACGUACGUUUACAAGAAAGAGGUGCAUAAGAUGAGUUUUCUUAAGUGUAUAAAAAAUGCUCUCAAGCCUAGUUCAAGAAAAUGGGAAGCUAGACCUAGAAUGACACCAUUACCAAAACAUACUUUACAAUAUCUUCCUGAGAUUUCAUACUAUUGUAAUCUUUUUGAACCAGUUAGUAGGAACCUACUUAUCGAGCUGGAAGAAGAAGAUGGAACUUUCUUCGAGGAAAAUGAAGGGGAUGAAAAAUCAGAUUUGACAAUGGUCGAGACAGCAGAGGAAACACACAGAGGUAAUUCAUACACCGUUGCUCGAAGUUGUGAUCCAAAAGAAACGUUUGAUGAAAAUAACUCCGAAUUAAUCCAAAAUAAAGAUCUGCAAAGCGUUAAAUAUUCAGGGAAGAACUUAAACCUUCUAGCUUCUGCAGGUGAGGAUGUUUAUAUGCAGACAGAAAUUAUGAAUAAAAUAAGGGAGUUCGAUCAAAAUUCACAGAAAGAAAAAUGGGGCAAACUUUUUGAAAGGUGCUCUUUUUACUGUCAACCAAACUGCCCUAUAACGGAAAGCAGCACUACCAUUGUGAAUUUAUCCAAUAACAACGAAAACCAGUGUGAACAAGAUGGGGGAGAUAAACCUUUUGCAAAGGAGGAAAACAUUCCUGAGAUGGAAGAUGAACACAGAAGCAUAAGAUUUGCAGCGGGGUGUGAAAAAAUGAUUUUUGAUAAAAACGAAAGUUGCGAAUCAUUUAAAGACUCCGUUAAGCUCUUCAUGUCCAACAAACAAGCUCAAGAGAGUAUUAAAUUGCACCCAAAAUCCUGCCUUAAAAAGAGGGAAAACAUGAACUACACCGUUGAAUCACUGCGUGCAAAAGGGUGCGACCUGGUUGAAGUAGAGGAGUUUGAAAGACUUGCAGAUAGGUAUGAUGAAGAGAAGUCCACCUUACAACGAACAUUUUCCUGUUAUAGAUUGAGACAGGUCUCAACUUAUCACCUAAUGAACGACGACUUGAGGAAGAAUUCAGGUCAUAUCACAGAAGAAACAGGAAACUUGGAUAAUACAUUUUUGGGGUACAAAGAAGAAGAAAAUGAACCAUGA
Molecule: messenger RNA, 1146 nt
Organism: Brettanomyces bruxellensis
Lineage: Eukaryota; Fungi; Ascomycota; Pichiomycetes; Pichiales; Pichiaceae
Exons: 1
Coding region: 1-1146 (381 amino acids)
Source: RefSeq, a predicted model, not a curated record